Branchiostoma floridae (Florida lancelet) is the source of this 4197-nucleotide messenger RNA. Its product is annotated as melanopsin. NCBI's taxonomy places the organism in Eukaryota, Metazoa, Chordata, Leptocardii, Amphioxiformes, Branchiostomatidae. Gene Ontology annotation, biological process: visual perception; G protein-coupled receptor signaling pathway. Gene Ontology annotation, cellular component: membrane. The record is from RefSeq and is a predicted model, not a curated record. Gene Ontology annotation, molecular function: G protein-coupled receptor activity. The transcript is spliced from 13 exons. Bases 98 to 2248 code for a protein of 716 amino acids.
CCGGAGGAGGUUCGUACCCAGGACACACCGCGCGUGUGCACAGCGGAGGCCGUGGGCCAGGGGAGAGCGGUGUGCGUCUGGGCUAAAUGCAAGAAAGAUGACUGAGCUGCCAUCGUUUCAACCACCAACCAAUUCCACUGAGGAGGAGAAUGCUGUUUUUCCGACGGCAUUGACAGAAUGGAUCUCAGAGGUAGGCAAUCAAGUUGGGGAGGCGGCACUAAAACUCCUGUCAGGAGAGGGAGACGGCAUGGAGGUGACGCCUACCCCAGGAUGUACCGGCAACGCUAGCGUGUGUAACGGGACGGACUCUGGCGGGGGAGUCGUGUGGGACAUCCCGCCUCUAGCUCAUUACAUCGUGGGCACGGCUGUGUUCUGUGUCGGCUGCUGCGGGAUGUUCGGCAAUGCAGUCGUGGUGUACUCCUUUAUCAAAUCUAAAGGCUUACGGACUCCUGCUAACUUCUUCAUCAUCAACCUUGCUCUCAGCGACUUUCUCAUGAACCUCACAAACAUGCCCAUCUUUGCCGUUAAUUCGGCUUUCCAACGCUGGCUUCUCAGUGACUUCGCUUGCGAGCUGUACGGCUUCGCUGGAGGGUUGUUCGGAUGUCUGUCAAUCAACACGCUGAUGGCCAUCUCCAUGGACCGGUACCUCGUCAUCACCAAGCCUUUCCUGGUCAUGCGGAUUGUUACCAAGCAACGGGUAAUGUUUGCCAUUCUCCUGCUCUGGAUAUGGUCCCUUGUAUGGGCUCUGCCUCCUCUGUUCGGAUGGAGCGCCUAUGUGCCUGAAGGAUUCGGAACAAGCUGCACUUUCGACUACAUGACGCCGAAGCUGAGCUACCACAUCUUCACGUACAUCAUCUUCUUCACCAUGUACUUCAUCCCCAUGGGCGUCAUCAUCUACUGCUAUUACAACAUCUUUGCCACCGUCAAGUCAGGAGACAAACAGUUCGGCAAGGCCGUCAAGGAGAUGGCUCACGAAGAUGUGAAGAAUAAGGCUCAACAAGAGAGGCAGCGAAAAAAUGAGAUCAAGACCGCAAAGAUCGCCUUCAUCGUCAUCACCCUGUUCCUGUCGGCAUGGACUCCGUAUGCUGUGGUAUCUGCGCUAGGGACGCUGGGAUACCAGGACUUGGUGACCCCAUAUUUGCAGUCCAUUCCCGCCGUGUUCGCCAAGUCGUCUGCCGUGUACAACCCUAUUGUGUACGCCAUUACUCACCCGAAGUUCCGUGCGGCAGUGAAGAAGCACAUCCCGUGCCUGUCAGGCUGUCUGCCUGCGGAUGAGGAGGAGACCAAGACCAAGACCCGCGGAGCCACAACCACGGCUUCCAUGAGCAUGACCCAAACCACUGCUCCCACUCAUGAUCCCCAGGCAAGCGUGCACUCCGGGUCCAGCGUGUCGGUUGAUGAUAGCAGCGGCGUGUCUCGCCAGGAUACAAUGAUGGUGAAGGUGGAAGUGGACAAUAGAAUGGAGAAGGCCGGCGGCGGUGCAGCCGAUACCGCUCCUAAGGAUGGCACCAGUGUGCCGACUGUUUCCGCCCAGAUCGAAGUGCGACCCUCUGGUAACGUCAACACUAAAGCUGAGGUGAUCCCGUCUCCUCAGUCUGCAGCGGUAGCACAUGGAGCAUCGGCAAGUCCUGUCCCUAAGGUUGCGGAAUUAAGCUCCUCGGUCAGUUUGGAGAGUGCCGCCAUUCCAGGUAAGAUACCGACCCCCCUCCCCAGCCAGCCAAUAGCAGCACCGAUUGAACGCCACAUGGCCGCCAUGGCUGAUGAUCCGCCUCCUAAGCCGAGAGGUGUGGCCACUACAGUCAACGUGAGGCGCUCGGAGAGUGGCUAUGAGCGCAGCCAGGACAGUCUACGGAAAAAGGCGGUCAGUGAAACGCGCAGCCGCUCUUUCAACUCGACGAAGGACCACUUCGCUUCCGACUCGACGAAGGACCACUUCGCUUCCGAGCGACAGAUGUCGACAACGCUGAACCAGCCUAGGGACAUAUACAGCGGCGACAUGGUGAAAAAGACACGACAGUCCCCUGAAAAACAAGAGUACGACAACCCCGCUUUUGAUGCAGGUAUCGCUGAGAUUGACACCGACUCUGAGAACGAGACAGAAGGGUCGUAUGACAUGCUCUCUGUUCGCUUUCAGGCUAUGGCAGAAGAGCCUCCUGUCGAAACAUACAGGAAAGCCAGCGACAUGUCAAUCAAUCUUGGCAAAGCCUCUCUCAUGCUCACCGAGGCCCAUGAUGAGACUGUUUUGUGAUUUUUAGGCAGUAUAGACUGCAAUAUCAAGACUGGCGGAAUCCAAACUCAGAUGCAUGGGUGCUUUCACGGUUAUUCUGUGUCAGUAUCAUAAUAAUGGCACUAGCUAUCAAACUCACUCAUGCUGAUUUUGCAACCAAAGGCGGUUAUACUGGUUGAACAGAUAGACAUUCUUGAAACAUUCUUUACCUAUGUCGAUGUAAUAUCACUGGCAGUGCAGAUGUUUCAAAAAUGAUACUAAUUGGACACACUCUGUAACUAACAACACCGAUUGGGGAAUUCUUCUUGUUACUGAUUCUUUGAAGUGAAAGUGUGAUAUUGUGAAAAGUCGAAGCUGAUAUAAGUGAAUAUUAGUCAUAUCGCCAUAGAAAGAGUUAUGAUGAGAGAUGAUAAUUAUCUAAUAACCUAUAAUUAUCUAGGUAACGAUUUUCCUAGUCAUGGGUAUACACAGAGUCCCUAGAACUGUUGUACUUCGUGCUGAUAUCCAUGAACAGAAUUAAGGCAUUUGCAAUAUGAGGUCCUAUACACUUUGAGUUAGAACUAAAGCUAUGAAUAUAGUUUAAUUGCUGUGAAAAAGAUGCUCAUAGAAAAUGAAAUAAGCCGGGUUUUAAAGCAUUGUUACUUGGUAGCUUGGGUAUGUGUUGUUCACUGCGUUGUUUGUCUUGUUUGUAAUUGCAUUAGUCAUAUUGGGUGAACCUUUAAUUGUAAUUAUGGUAUAUUUUGAAUAAUUAUAUUUAUAACGAUAUAAGUAAUAAAAGCAUAUUAACUUAAUCUGAGAAGGUAGGAUAUUGAAAGCACAAUUCCAUAUUCAUUCACACUGUAAUUAAACCUAAACCUUUGUAAAGGAUGAGUGCUAGAGACAAGGUAACAGAAACAAAGAAAAUGAUUACACCACAAGAAAUGUCGCCACAUGUUCACUAGAGGUUGUGACCACUGCGACUGCUGAGCGAACAGUGAUUCCAUGGGUUGCUCAACACAUUUCAUAUAUACAGAACUGUUUCCAUAAUGUAUGUUUUAUUGUCGACAAGUGAUAGUCAUAGUAUUUUCCAAUGUGAAACGUAGGGCCACGAAAAUCCAAUGGUGGUCGCUGUGCGGUCGUUUGGGGACAGGCACUUAGUGGAAUGUGGCCCGUAAGGAAUGGUUAUUUGAACAUGUGAUACACAGAAGUCAGAAAAAUUGGGUCGUUGAGAUGUUGAGAUAUCAAAGCAUGAACAUAGGAAUGACUUGUUAUACAUUGAAGUGCAGAUUGACAUUGAACAUGGCAAUGAAGAUGCAUAAAAAACUGCAAAUUCUAAAAAUGUGCGAUCAAUUUCCAUAGUUUUGCUAAGUCAUGUGGUGAGUCUUGUAUAAGUUUUCAGAAUGUGAUGAAUAUAGUCAGAUUUGCAAUCAUAAUUUAGGCUUGCAAAUGAUAAAUUUUCUUCAUCUAGGUGGUGAUUAAAGAAUGACUGAGUAAAUUAUAUUUUACCAUACAUUAUUUUUUUUGAAGAUACAGAUGUCAGUACAAUUACAGCGAUAACUGGCACUCUUAUUGUUUUCAACUGAGAAAUAGCGGAAAAAGGGACACAUAUUUCCUGAAGUGUAUCAUAUGCAUGUUCAUGUUAUAUUAAGUAAUUUAUCUGUAUGAGUAUGCUAUAAUGAAACUGUUAUGAAUUAAAUAUCCUACAUGUGGAUUUUGAGUAGGCAGUUAUAUCAUACGGAAAUUCAUAUUGAAUUUAGAAGACAAUCAAUGUGGAGGAAAGUUAAUUGAUCAGGGUACAGACAGUAUUUUAGAUAGGACAGUGGGUACUUACACCAUCCAUUUGACGUACAAGAAAAAAUGAUAUAUCAUAAGGCUAGCCUCUGACGCUUCGCCAAAACUUGAAGGCUUAAAGGUUGUCAUUAAAGUCCUUUACGCGGCUUUUAUGUAUGUCACGUGUAAAACGCAAUAAAUGUUACCGACGUAAAAUAUGA